Dovyalis caffra is the source of this 1287-nucleotide messenger RNA. The record is from the annotation of a GenBank genome assembly. Lineage: Eukaryota; Viridiplantae; Streptophyta; Magnoliopsida; Malpighiales; Salicaceae.
AUGUGGGAUUGUAGGUUACGGUCAGAUGGUUUAUCACAUGGGUCUCGUGCUGUUCACGGUUCAUCGUUAUCCUCAACAAGUAGGGGGAGCAGAAGCUGGGUGGGAAGUGGACGGUAUACCAACCAUCAUCAUUCAGUGUCUGAUGGUGCACUUUCUUAUUCUGAGAGCCCACCUGAUAAUGUCCAGGAGCCCCGUUGGACAUCUCCAGUGCAAAAAUUUAAUCUUGGUGAGCUUGCUGCCUCUACUGCUGGAGGAUCAAGAUCCCAGCCCACUUGGUUUCCAUGUUCUACUGAGAGAAGAUUUGCCAUUAGACCAAGUGCGACAUCCCCUGGUUUUAGUUCCCCAUCCUCGCUUUCCGAGUCCAGCCAUUGGGAAUCAACUAGCAAGCGGCCAUUUGCUUUCUCCAAUCGCAACUUUUCGAAUCGACGCUCCUACAUGUCAAAAGCUGUUUAUCCUCUAGUAUUCCGCAACCCUGUGUCAGAUUGUGAAACCUUUGUUGAUGCGGAUAACAGCAGUCAUGGUAGGUUAACACCGGGUGAGGAUCGGAUAUCACCAUCUCAUUGGCCUGAUAACAGUUCAAGUGUUGAGUAUAAGUUCCAUAAAACCCUCACUGAACUUCAAAAGUUAGAGAUGUCACCAGACCCCAGUGCGAGCUCUAGAAGAGAGGGUUUUAGAUGGAGCAGUGCCAGCAGUUAUGAUCUAGGGAUUGAUGGAGAAAGGUUUGACAUAGCAGAGCACAUGGAUAUGGAAAGUCUGAGGUCCCCUAGUGGUCCUGUAGUGGAACAAAAGUGUGGAGUUUGUGGAAAACUUUUGUGGCAGAAGUCCCCCUGGAGUUCACAUCGAAUCAUGAGAGGUAGUGACAUGCCAACUGCUGGGGUAUUACCUUGCAGCCAUGUUUUCCAUGCUGAAUGUUUGGAACAAGUCACUCCAAAGACCCAGAUUCAUGACCCUCCUUGCCCCUUGUGCUUGAAAACCGUGGGGUCGAUCGAAGAAUCCCCACCAGUUUCAGAGCCCUUGCAGACAGCCCUAAGAUCUGUACGGAGAAGCAGAGGGGUAGUGAUAUCUGAGGCCCAGGGUGGUCACAAUAAUACUGAAGCCUCUUAUCAUAUCAAGGACAGAUUGAGGAGAAACUGGCCUCGUGCAGUGUCACGACGGAACGACAAUGGCCCUUCAAUAACGAGUCGUCUUAGAAGGCAUUUUACAUUUAAGGGCAAGUCUGGUAAAGACCUUUUCAAUUCUAAGGUGUUCCAGAGGACAGGUUCAUCUUCUAGCCAGAAACCAGCUUGA